CCACCUUUCACUCGGUACCGCGUUCCUGACAGAACACAGGAGCUGGGGGACAGAACCACGUGUUGGUCCACACUGGUCUGAUUCCACUGACUGCUUUUAAAUCGUCGUCUGCUCCACGGCAGCGGGACUGGAGGUUUUGUUUGUUUCCACGGUGAAGCCAUGGACAUCGGUGGUCUGGAAACAGUGGUGGCCAACUCCGCCUACGUGUCUGCGCGGGGCAGCGUCGAUGGAAGCGCAGCAGCCACCAUGCGUGACAAGAAGAUGAGAGCGCGACUCAAACUGCCCCACAUCAGAGACUGUGAACACGUGAAGACCACAGUGGACGCCGUCUUCGACAGCAUGUGUGUCAAACAGCCAAUCGGCAAACGCCUCUUCCAGCAGUAUCUGGAGAGCGAAGCGGCCCACAUGAACGCCGGGCAGCUGUGGAAAGACAUCGAGGACUACGUCACCUCCCAGGAGAAGGACCGAGCGCAGAAGGCCCAAAAGAUGGUGAAUAAGUACUACGAGUCGGCCUCCAAGAACUUCUGCAGCUUCCUGGAGGAGAAGGCCGUCGCCCGGGUCAAAGAAGACUUCAAGAACGUUCCGGGUGAUCUGUUUAAGGAGAGCGAGCAGCAGCUGCUCAAACACCUGGAGAAGAAGGCCAAAGACGGCUUCAAGAGCAGCAUGUACUUCCUGCGCUACGUCCAGUUCAAGUGGUUGGAGGGCCAGCCUGUGGACGAGGAGUGGUUCAUGGACUUCAGGGUCCUGGGGAAGGGGGGUUUUGGGGAGGUGUUCGCAUGCCAGGCAAAAGCAACGGGCAAAAUGUACGCCAACAAGAAACUGGAGAAGAAGAGGCUGAAGAAACGCAGAGGCUACGACGGUGCGAUCGUGGAGAAGAGGAUUCUGGCUAAAGUUCACAGUCGCUUCAUCGUGACGCUGUCCUACGCGUUCCAGACCAAGACUGACCUGUGUCUGGUGAUGACCAUCAUGAACGGAGGAGACCUCAGGUUCCACAUGUACAACGUGGACGAAACAAACCCUGGCUUUGACGAGACCAGAGCUCGGUUCUACACGGCCCAGAUCAUCUGUGGACUGGAGCACCUGCACCAGCACAGAAUCAUCUACAGGGACCUAAAGCCAGAGAACGUUCUGCUGGACGAUGCAGGGCACGUGCGUCUCUCAGAUUUGGGCCUGGCUGUGGAACUCCCACCAGGAAAAGACAAGACCACUGGGUACGCUGGAACUCCAGGUUUCAUGGCUCCAGAGCUGCUCCAGAAGAAGGAGUACGACUACUCCGUGGACUACUUCACUCUGGGCGUCACCUUGUACGAGAUGGUCGCUGCCAAAGGACCGUUCAGAGUCAGAGGAGAGAAGGUACGGCUGGGAAGAGUCACUCCUCCUCCUCCUCCUCGUUCUCCUCCUCUGUCAUCACUCGGUGUAAUCAAAUGUUCCAUCUCCUCUCAGGUGGAGAAUGAGGAGGUGACUCGGAGGAUCCUCAACGAUCCGGUCUCCUACGUUCCUAAGUUCAGCAGUGAUUGUAAGGACAUCUGUGAGGGUCUCCUGACCAAGGAGCCCACCAAACGUCUGGGCUUCAGGAACAACGACUGCACUGAGCUGAAGAGUCAGCCCUUCUUCAAAGAGAUUAACUGGGGUCGUCUGGAGGCAGGAAUGCUCCCUCCACCAUUUGUCCCUGAUCCUAAGAUGGUCUACGCCAAAGACAUCGGCGACGUGGGCGCCUUCAGCACCAUCAAAGGCGUGGUCAUCGACAACAAGGACAUGGAGUUCUACGACGACUUCUCUUCUGGCAACGUUCCCAUCCCGUGGCAGGAAGAGAUGAUCGAGACGGGUGUGUUCGGGGAGCUCAAUAUCUGGGGGGAGGGGGGCAAACUGCCCAACGAUCUGGACCCAAACUAUGUCGAAGCCAAAGGUGGGGGGUGUGUCCUCCUCUGAGGCCGAGCAGCGUUGGAGUCCAGAGAGAAGGAAUCUCCGAGUCUCAGAUCUGUGAUCAUUUGGUGCCACAUUCAACAAUACUCUGUGUGUGUUCUGACCAUGACAUCACUGUUUUCACUUAGUCACCACAGAAACGUAGCAACCAGUGUAAACGUAAACAUAACUGUAUUUGUUUGUAAAUAUGUGAAUGUAUUUAGUUUGUAGAACCUUGAAAAAAAAAUCACAGUUUUACUGUCAUAUCAUGAAGUAUUACCGACUAUACACUUACUGUGUUAUUACACAAUGUUUAUAUUUUCCUUCUUACGUUAGCAUGAACUAGAGGAGACGGUUAAA
Molecule: messenger RNA, 2262 nt
Organism: Cynoglossus semilaevis (tongue sole)
Lineage: Eukaryota; Metazoa; Chordata; Actinopteri; Pleuronectiformes; Cynoglossidae
Gene: grk1b
Product: G protein-coupled receptor kinase 1 b
Exons: 7
Coding region: 160-1929 (589 amino acids)
Biological process (GO): regulation of signal transduction; signal transduction; protein phosphorylation
Cellular component (GO): cytoplasm
Molecular function (GO): ATP binding; G protein-coupled receptor kinase activity
Source: RefSeq, a predicted model, not a curated record